AUGAAUACCAGUGCGUAUCAAUCCGGUGACCACCAGAUCCAGUACAACAUGGUCCCGGUGGAUCAGUACCAGCAGCCAGAAGGUAUGUGACUUUUUUUUAUAGAAUUUUGACACUGUAAACUUUAAAACGUCUAUUAGAAUGUUAAUUAGUAGUUGGUCCCUUAAAGUUGGACCUAACAGUUGGACCCUAGAAGUUGGACCUCAAUUUCGUACUUUUUUCCUUCGCUUCGAAGUGGUCUAGUAGGGACCAUUUACUUGUCAGGUGCUAAUUGAGAUAAAAUCCCAGAGGAACCAAUGGUCCCUACUAGCCCGCUGGGAACCAGCUGGGCAAUUAUCUUGAUCAAAGAGGAUUACGUGAUUGAUCGUAUUUGCUGACAAGUUUUGAUCUGAGAAACUGUAACGGUCCCUAAUAGACCGACGGCUGUCUCCAACAAAAUGACGUAUAUUCAAAGUGGUAUAUGUCAGCUGUCGGUGGAGAUAUCAAAAACAUGUCAACUGAUAAAAUGUUUCUCACUCAAUUUUACAAAUUUUACCUGUUGGUCCCUUUCGGAUAUCUCCACCGGCAACUGAGAUAAAUUGUUUUGAUUGAACGGUAUUGAGCUUGGACCUCAAUUUAGUAUUGAAACUUGAAAAACGAAAGUUUGAUAUUGUUAAGAUGUGGCAAACAACGGGAACUAUGCCCCGCAGUACGUCCAGCACUACCCGAUCCACUGGGACCAAGAGGCGCAGUUCGAAAACUGCACUGGUGAUCAAACAAAUGGUAAGUGCUUUUUCUAAACGCUAUAUCUCGAGAACCAAUCAUUAAUUCAAAAAUUUGUCUACAGGAAAAAUGUUGCAAAUUUUAUGCUCUACAACUUUGUAGUUGAUCAUUUUGCGCUGAAAUGCUCCGUUUUUGAGUUAUGUUCAAAUUUCUGAACGGCACGUUUUUGCAGAAAGCAACAAGCCAAUCUAUGAGGCGUUGAGGGCAAAGAAUGGUGAAAUCUUUGACUAUCUGGAAUUCUGCAGAGAAAACAAUUUCUCGCAGAAAGCUGUCGGCCAGAUAGUCAAAGAAAUGGAAGAGAUCGGGAUGGUGAAGAGAGGAAGAAAGAAGAGGAUGAUCCAAAUUGUGGUGUAAGUGUUUCGUCUCCUUGAAACCAAUUCAAAAGCAACGUUUAACCGAUUUUUAGAAACGCACACGCGUGCGAUCAACUCAACGAGCUCCGUGCUUCGGUGACACGGUCCCGUCGGUUGGAGGUCCAACUCGACAGCGCGCUUGCCGCGAUGUCGAGAAAGUUGGAGAUGGCCAGAAAGAACACGGCACUCAUGUAUCUGGUGGGACCGCAUUUCGGCGUCGAGCCCAACGAUGUGGUCCUGCCGAGAUCGGACGGUGUCGAGACGGUGAGGAUUGCGGAGGGAUGGCUGAAAGUCAAGUGUCCCGUUGGAUUUGGGCGCCCGAUUGUUGGCGAACGGGUCAAGAAUGGUGGAUUCGUGAGGAGAGGUGAGCGUUUUUGCAUAAAAUGUUUCAAAAAACCCCUGAUUUUUCCAGUCGAUUCGCAUUCGGAAGUGAAGCGAAAGGUCUGCGUUCCAAGGACGUUCACCCGAAAACCGAUUGCGCCCUCGCUUCCGAAACAACGCGAGCUGACGGCGUUGUCGAGCAUUCACGGAUCGAACGCGACCGCCGAUUUGAACGAUCAUCGAUCGGUGGCCGAGUUUUUGAUCGGCGCCAACGACGGCACGUACACCGGAUCGAUGGCGAGGGCGUUGCAAAAGAAGAGCGAGUUGGGCAGAGUGCGGGUCGCCAAUUUGAUCGAGAGACCCAGUGAGUUGCGCCUUUUAGCGGUCCCUGAGAGUUCGAGGCUUUCAGAAGCGAUUGCGGCGAGGAAGAAGAGCCAGAAACCGGCGGCGGUCCCAGUGGAUCAGCAUGUCGAAUCGGUCGGCUACCCGUACGCGGAGAACUGUCAAUGGCCGGACGAGAUGAGCGAGCCGGCUACGAAAAGAGGUUGGUUUUCUGUUGCCAAACUCUUUUUCAACGCUUUCUUUUUCUACAGUGCCGCUUGUCUCAGAGGACGUCCGAAUAAGCGGCUUCGAAUCGGUCGGAUAUCCGUACGCGGAAAACAACUACGGUAAGUCAAGUUUGGAUAGACGUAUGGGUCUGAACAUUUUUGUCUGAAUUCUUGACAUCUACCAGAGCAUUUUUCUAGUUGACAAGUUUUUUCUACAACCACUUCUAAGAGUACUGUAGCUCUUAAAAGUCGGCAUACACUUUUUUUUCCAGAUCCACCGCUAGCGCCAGUCGUGACGAAUGAGCGCGACGUGGAAACGGACAAUGCUGUUUCGCAAGACGCGGAAUACGCGGAAGCCGUGGAAAACUUGGAAAACAUGUCUCCGAGAGCAGCAAUGGAAUAUCGAUCGAAAAACUGGCUGUCCUUCGUGCCGCCCAGCGAACGGAUCGAUUUGAGUUUUCUCGAAGAGGGACUUUACAUUUAA
Caenorhabditis sp. 36 PRJEB53466 is the source of this 2466-nucleotide messenger RNA. The record is from the annotation of a GenBank genome assembly. Lineage: Eukaryota; Metazoa; Nematoda; Chromadorea; Rhabditida; Rhabditidae.